AUGGCGGAAUCGCCGGAUGCGGACCCACGUGAAGAAGCCAGCCUCGAGGGUGUCACCGCUGGAAAUGCUUCCCGCAGCUUCAAUUGCACUCAAUGCAAAGCCAAGUUCAGCCGCGCCGCGCAUUUAAGGCGCCAUCAGAGAACCCGUAAGUCUCAUAUUGUGAGAGAAGAGGACCCUUUGGCUGAAUCACGGCUCCGGUAGAUCGACCAGAGAAGCCCUUCUCCUGCUUAUAUUGUCCGUUGUCAUCGUCGCGCAAAGACGUAAUCGUUCGCCAUACAAGGAAUUUCCACCCAGGCAAGGAGCCGAGACGCAAAGAGGCUCGCUCUCCCAGUCACUUGUCUCCAAGUCGCCGUCCGUCUAGACAGGCGCCAAUUGGCUCGGAUAGCAUCGCGGGCGACGAAGAACACCGACGACCGGGCAUAUUGGAAACCCGUUCGCCGCGGCGGCCGUCCGCCGAGGGAGAGCCCAGCGAAGAUUUGGGCGACAGCGCUGUCGACCUUGCCAACCUUCUUCCAGAUGCGAACAGUCUCCUGUGCCUACAGGAUCCUACCGCGUCUAUCCAGAACAUGUUCGAUAUCUGGGGAACUGGAGAGUUUCCAGACCGGGCCUUCUCACAGAUCUUUGAACCUGAUUUCGUGCCGUCGCCGACAAACGACUUGGCCACGGCUCUGCGUGGGCAGAAGGACAUUGGCAUCUCGUUUUUGCAGACUCUUCCUUCUCCUGUCAACAGCUCUUCGACGGCGAGCUGUCCACCCAAUAGCAGAGGCGCCUUCUUCAUCGAUGAUGAUAAGUACGAAGAAGCGAAGUUAAAUUACGACUCCUUCAACACCACAGAAAGGUUAUCACGUUUCCGAUUUCCGUCCAAAUUCGCCGUGAGUCGAUUUGUCAGGGGGUUCUUCGAGUAUAUGGCUCCGCAUUUGCCGAUCGUACACGUACCGACGUUUGAAAUCUCUUCCACGCCAUGUAGGUUAUCGAUGUUCUAUCAUGACGUGCACUGAUGCGCUAAAAUUUAUUGAAGCUCCCCUUCUGGUCGAGAUCAUGGCAUGUGGUGCAUUGUAUUCCAACGAGCCGAGCGUUGCACAGGAUCUCCAUACUGCUGCCUCGCUUCUGAUGAGAGAGGUAAAAUGAACAGUCUCCUAAUGAGCGCUGCUACCAGCUAUAAUCAUUUCUAACCAAUUUUGCUAGCAUGAAGAGAUGGUCCUCAUCGGGCAGAGGGAUAACGAAUUUCAGCUGUGGGCGCUACAGGCUAGUCUUCUGAUAUGCUAUUUUGGAGCAUUCAGUGGAGAUUCACAGAUGGAGUUCCGAGCGGCUCAAACACUUAGCCAAACUAUGAAGGUUCGUAUUGCAGAGCAUUCACCUUUCUCCUUAGACGAUUGACAUGAGCGUGCGUAGCUUGCAGACGAGGCCUUCAGAGAGGUGGGGAUGUCGGAGGCAGCAACGUACAAGGAAUGGGUACAGCAAGAGACGCUAAAUAGGUGAGCUCCCAAUUCAGCAUAUCAGUGUGCUUGAACGGUGCACGAGCUCUAACCUCAAUUCAGAUGUCUCGCGGGUGGUAUUAUUCUUGGUGCUGGGUUUUUCUCAAAGAGUAGGGACGGAUGUUUCUCACUUGCCAUCCUAGACGCUAGGUUCCCGCUGCCUUCGAACACAGCAUCAUGGCAACAGGACGAAAACAGCUGGGAAAGGCCCAACGAAACCAUCUACAGCUCUGAUGCUAUGAAGAUGAUCCUCGAGGGAUGCAAGGUGGCUUUGUAUGACACCGAAUUUGGCUUUGCAACCAUUGUUUCGGCUGUGCUUUGCCACGUCUGUGUCUUUGAGUCGCUUGUUGGAACCCAGCACCCAGAUUUGUUUGCAAGCUUUAUCGAGAAGAUGGGCAGGUCGGUUCAAGUCCUCAACGAGAUCUGGAAAGAACAAUCAUCCAGCCAGUUCCUGAUAGAGUCCACCAUGACCUCAAUGGCCCAUACCACACGAUCAAUGAUACUUUCGAUAACAUAUCACCUCUAUGGAAGCCAUCGAUUGAUGGCCGCGAAGAGUUUUUUUCAUUCCCCGGGGCUUUUGGAUUGUCAAGAAAGCCUAGAACAAUGCUUCCAUGAACGGCACUCAGCCAAUCUAGAGAAAGCCUUGGUCUUGGCGGCCGAGAUGCUGAGAUCCGACUGUCAGACAGGUCUCGGGUAUAUCAAGUCCUUCGGAAAUCUUCGAUUUGCUCCGGUAUCGGCUAUUUCAGCUUACGAAGGCGGUAUGUUCCAAGUCCCUCUGUGUAUGCUUUCCCAGGCAUAG
Messenger RNA from Clonostachys rhizophaga, 2274 nucleotides. The record is from the annotation of a GenBank genome assembly. NCBI's taxonomy places the organism in Eukaryota, Fungi, Ascomycota, Sordariomycetes, Hypocreales, Bionectriaceae.